Fimicolochytrium jonesii is the source of this 1390-nucleotide messenger RNA. RefSeq lists its product as uncharacterized. The transcript has 3 exons. The record is from RefSeq and is a predicted model, not a curated record. Lineage: Eukaryota; Fungi; Chytridiomycota; Chytridiomycetes; Spizellomycetales; Powellomycetaceae. Bases 162 to 1202 code for a protein of 346 amino acids.
GAAGAAACCCCGUUUUGGCAAGGCUCAAGCCAAGCUCGGCAAGAAGCCGGUAGACGACGCCGAUCGUAUGAAAUUGAAAACAUUUCAGGACGUGGUGGCGCGUUUGCGCCAACAGCAGCUGAAAUGUCCACAUUCGCUGCGAGGGUGAAGGAUGAGGGGGAAUGGUGGUGGUGGCCGCAGGAGGCGCUCAAGGACAUGGCGGAUCUCCUCGGGCUUCUUCCCGACACUUUCGUCCACCAUGGCAAGGCCGGCAGACGGACCGUAGACGGCCUUGCCUUCCCGGGUUACUGGAUCAAUUCAGACCUUCUGGAGCAACCCUGAAGGGAGUCAACAAGCGGGAUUACGGCUGGCUGCAAGCCGCCGAAGCAGAAGAGGACGCCGAGAGACAGCGACGUAAUGCAACACUAGAAGCCGAGCGACCUGCCGCUGCGAAGCAAGCCGCGAACGCAAAGGCCCGAGAGCGAGAGCGAAAAGCUGCCGCGAACGCAUCAAAGCAAGCGGAGCGCGCUGCCGCAGCCGAGCUCAAGAAGACAGAGCGCGCCGCCACAGCAGCUGCCCGGAAGGAGAAGGAAGCAGAGGAAAAAGAGCGCAAGAAGGCGGCGAGGGAACUAAAGGCUGCUGAGACCUCUGCCGAGACCGCUGCCCGGAAACGACAAGUUAACAGGGAGACAUAUGCGAGGGCCAAAGCCCGCUGGACUCCAGAGGACGUGGAGCGAAAAAAGGCAAAGCAGAGAACGUGGUGGGCAGCAGGCCUCAAGUGUUUCAAAUGCAAAGAGAUGAACGACCUCACCAUGGCCAACGGGAGAGGAGCCUGCCCGACCCACUUGGCCAUGGGAUUGGGCCAGACCAGCAGGUUAUUGGCUGAAGUGCGAGCCUCUGGAGUACGAGGCUUGCAUGACCAUGGCCGCGUACCUGGAAGCCUACCCCGCCUCGAUUUGAUACACGAACGCUUGCAAGGCACCAUAUGGUCGGAAAUCUUGCGUAGCGGAGGGCGGCGCGUCGAGGUCGCCUACGACUACGAGUUCCAGACUGGUGUCCCCCUUGCCGUGGCCAGGAUUUUCGAGCUUGGAUGGGCAGCUGCUUUGCCUGACGGCACCCGUCAGCCUCCCGCCUCACACUUCUACGAGGACAAUUCCAAUGCCAAAGAACCAGAAGAGCAAUUCCUGGCGAACUUUGGAGACACCUUUGUGCCCAAGGAGUGACCCUUUUCUCCUGGUCCACCAACCAUUGCGACAAGGUGUUGAUGGAAAGGACGCGUCCAUCCCAACCAGCCCACUGGAAGUUCCGCAACCUGCGCCAACUAGUUCGCCUUCUUUGGCCAAGCAGGAGAUCGAAGACCAUUGCGGAGGUGACCAACGUGACGCGCCCUGCCUCCAUCGCGUUCCCUCGC